UCAAUCCGCGCGCUUCUCCAGCGGAACCAAACCGCGCGCGCCUCGCUCUCUAUAUUAAUCGGGUGAAGCGCCGCUGUCCGUUCAGCACCGCUGACUGUGUGAAGAGAAUUAAAGAGCUGACAGUCGGCUUCGUUUGGACAGCUACUUGUUUGUGAGUGAUUUUGCUCAAGUGACAGGGAGUUAAAUGCGUUUGACGCGUCUGUGAGAAGGACUCCAACAGUUUGUUUGGCAUACUCGGUGAUUGCGCGAAGAGAGCGGCGCUCGGGCUGUGCUUUGGAUUUCCAGGCUAACUACAGCUGGUUUCGUUUUUUUUGCGCUUGUUGCGAGUGGUUUUAAUUAGCGCGACGUCUUGGGAGCUGCACGCGUUUUUAUUUAAAAAUAACGAGGUCGAAUGUUUUCGUGAAGACCUGUUGUAUUGUUGGAAUCUACGCCGGAGCGUCUUUUCAGCCAGAGUUCUCUCGAGUUUCAUGCGUUUUUAAGAGACAAACGGUCGUAAUGAGAGCGCUUUGCGUGGCACUGCUGUUUUUACACGCGUCGGGAAGCGGGAAAGCGGCUGGCGCGAGCGGCGCGAAGGGAAACCGCUUCGUGUGCACCGCCGUGCCAGCGGGCGCCGACCUCAGCUGCCCGGUGGAAGCGACCAACCGGGUCCAGAGCACGAGUCCGCAGGAGGAAGAGCUGCGGAAUACCAUCAUUCAGCUCCGAGAGACCAUCCUGCAGCAGAAGGAAACUAUCGUAAGUCAGCAGGGCACCAUCAAAGAGCUCAACUCCAAACUCGCGCGCUGCGAGGCGGACGCCAAGUCCAGGGGCGGCGCGCGCAGGAAGGAUUAUAGUAAAAACACGAUGGGCGACCUGCCGCGUGACCCCACGGAGACCGUGGAGCAGCUGGGCAAGACCAUGCAGAGCCUCAAAGACCGCCUGGAGAACCUGGAGCAGCUGCGUGCCAACACAUCAGGUGGGAUGUUUCCCAACGAGCUGAGAGACCUGCUGAAGCGUCGUCUGACCGACCUGGAGAGCCAGCUGCUGACCAGAGUCGCCGAACUGGAGGAGGAGAAGAGCCAGCUGUACAACGAGACCACCGCUCACCGGCAGCGCACCGAGAACACCCUCAACUCGCUGCUGGAGAGGAUCACCGAGCUGGAGAAAAGUAACAGUGCGUUCAAAUCCCCGGAGGACUUUAAGGUGUCUCUGCCUUUGCGAACCAACUACUUGUACGGCCGCAUCAAGAAGAGCUUGCCAGAGAUGUACGCCUUCACCGUGUGUAUGUGGCUCAAGUCCAGCGCCAGUCCUGGAAUCGGAACCCCGUUCUCUUAUGGCGUCCCGGGACAAGCCAAUGAGAUUGUGCUGAUAGAGUGGGGAAACAGCCCCAUGGAGCUGCUUGUCAAUGAUAAGGUAGCUCAGCUUCCUCUCUCUGUGAGUGACGGCCGCUGGCAUCACAUCUGCAUCACCUGGACAACCAGAGACGGCUUCUGGGAGGCAUAUCAGGAUGGAGAGAGAUUAGGGACCGGAGAGAACUUGGCCCCCUGGCACCCAAUUAAACCUGGAGGAGUCAUUAUCCUGGGCCAAGAACAGGACAUCGUAGGAGGAAGAUUUGAUGCCACUCAAGCCUUCGUAGGAGAGUUAAGCCACUUUAACAUGUGGGACAGAGUCCUGCGUCCUAUAGACAUCUCUGCUAUGGCCAACUGCUCAGCCUACAUGCCUGGCAACGUGGUGCCGUGGGUCGAUGCCAACGUGGAGGUAUUUGGCGGUGCCACAAAAGCAGCUCUGGAGAUUUGUGAAGACCGUCUCUUUGAUUCCUAAGGACACGUCUGUCAGAUUGGAAGCGUUCUCGUUAUCGAGGUAACCCACGUCCCAAUGCCGCGCUGGGAACUUUACAAAGGUGGUUCAAAAGAAACACACGUUUACACGUUUUCACACAAAGGAUUAUUUCGUCCUCUAUUCUGCUUUACGUCUGUUGAGACUUUGCUGUCAGCCCGACCAAUAACUAAAAUGACUUAAUUAGAAAAAGGAAGAAAAAAUAUCAGUCUGCACUUUCAAGGUCAAAAUAGAGUAUUUGAGGCUUUGGCUGAAGCUAAACAUUUUGUUGAUAUUAUAUAUGCUUUUCUCUGUGUUGCGUCCUUCAAAAACUUCUUCUCUCCACAGACUCGUGGGUAUUUUAAGAACUGCAGUAAAAGAUGAGUUUUUUUGCCAUUUUCGCUUCGAGCUUUUGUCGUGUCGUGUAUAGGCCGAUGCCCUUCAAACCCCUGAGAAAAAAAUCCAACUGCAUAGUUUCAACGUAAGCUUUAUUAAAAAUUAACGAAUGAGCUAGACUGUGACGUCGCACAUACGGAGGGGCGUUCAGACAUUCAGAAGCGUCUUUAUGUCUGUGAUCCAAAGAUUAAUGGAGGGAACGUUCGCAUUUAAAAAAAAAAAAAUCUUCUUUAAUAUCGCUAUCCCUCACCGGCUGCCGUCUCCAGCAGAUCUGACAUCCAGAAAACCUUAAAGUAGCAAAGCUGCCAAGGACUGACCCGCAGCUCCCAGGAGAAGGUCUGGCUGCUGUGACUCACCCCGUCAAGCUAGAUUGAUUUCAUUCGGUUUGUGAAUCCCGAAUUGUGCUAUCUUUGAAACGUUUGUAAAGGGUUUUGACGCGAACAGAUCACGGCGUCGUGAGAUUAACUGUGAGACCUCGACCGGGAAUGUGUGCUAUACUUUUUUAAUAACGUUUCAUUUAGAGAUGAAAUUCUGAUAGGCGCUAAUGAGGUUGAUGGCGUUUGCGCUCGUUUAAGCGCGACGUCGGGAGGUUUGAUUUAUCUGACAGUUUGAUGCUACGAAUGGGUGAAUCUCACAAAAACUGUCAAGGUCAUGUUUCCCUCCGAAACCUAAAGAGAAAAAAAUAGAGAAAAUAUAUUUUGCAUAAGAAAAUGAAACCUAUUUUUAAUCGUAUUUUUGCACUGUACCUAGUGCUGUCAAACGAUUAGUGUGAUAAUAAAUAAUAUAUAAAUGUAUAAAUGAAGUUUUAAGCACAUUUCCCAUAGAUUCUCAUUAGCGUAAUGCAAUAUAUAUAUAUAUAUUAUUUAUUGUGAAGUGUUUAUGGUGUCCUGGUAGUAUGGUUACUAGGUACCGCCUUCAUUGCUUUUAACGUAAAUAUUACUUAACUGAAAUGUUCUUGAAAUAAAACCAGUAUUACAGUCAUUACGAUAAUGAGAAUCAACCUUGAGCACUCAAAAGGCUUAGGUAAAAACCCGAACACGGGAAACGUGCUUAUUACCGUAAAAACAAUGUCACAAAACGGAAAAAAAAAAUAGGGGUUGUUUUCGUGAGAUUCACUUGUGUGCUUUCCGAUUUUAUUUGUGCUUGAUCUAUUUAGACAACUUCAAACCGUACAUUUGUGUUGAAGUAGAGCAGUGCAAUAUAUAUAUGGGACACUUUAUGUAAAUGUGGUCCUCGGCAUCGUUUCUGUGUUUUCACGUCUAAAUGCACCGCUGGGCCUGUCGCUCUCACUCUGUCUCGCUGUGUUACAUGGAUGUUUUCAUUUCAUCUUUCAACUUGUCGUGCACAAAGGCCAGAUCAAAGUCUGUGAAAUUCACCGUGGUGCAGCGUUCUCACACAAUAGACACUAAUAAUGCAUUAGUGUGUUUCCCUCGUCGACACGUGUUUGUAUUUGGGCUACGAGAGCUCUCUCGCUCGACCGAAACGCACUGCAAUGAGAUCAAACUCUUUUGGAUACUCGGUUUCUUUGGUUUGAAUGUAAUCUACUGCUAUUUUGUGUCAUAAAUGUACUUAGAAGAACAAAAAUCUCACAUGGCAACGCAUUUUGCGUCUGUUAUGCUGCCUUCAGGUCCUGUUGAAAUCAACGUAUGUUAAGUUAUACAAACGACGGGAACCUGAAUCACGGUGAAACGGCGAUAUUCGGACCGAAUCAUGAUAUGCCAUUACACACGUUGGAUUCGAAGGCAGCAUUAGGGCAAAAUGUUUACUUGUUUGUAAUCUGACCUGAUUUUGUUCAGAAUGUAACAUGAUAUUUUCGUCCGAAAUGAAUGGCCUUUUCUGAGCACCGACUGUGCUUUCUGGGUUUUUCAAGGAUUCAACCCCUAACGUAAGACCACGGCGUGAAACGGCGAGAGCGAGGAAAAUAAUAGACCAAAAAAAAAAUGGGUUUAAUGUGAAAUCUCUCUUUCCUCGUACACAGAGCAACCUGGGGAUGUUGUUCAGCAUGGAGGAACGGUUGAAUGUCCUUUCUCACCCAAUAAAUGAUUCUGAAAACCA
Molecule: messenger RNA, 4242 nt
Organism: Puntigrus tetrazona (Sumatra barb)
Lineage: Eukaryota; Metazoa; Chordata; Actinopteri; Cypriniformes; Cyprinidae
Gene: nptx2a
Product: neuronal pentraxin 2a
Exons: 5
Coding region: 496-1797 (433 amino acids)
Source: RefSeq, a predicted model, not a curated record